AACCUCUGCUGAAUUACCAAACAAAAACUAAUAAAAAAAAGAAUCUUGGGAAGGCCUUGGAUUCUGUGAAUCUAUAUGAAGCUGAAGAAGCUUUGGAACUCUCCUCCAAAACUAAACUAUCCAUGGCUUCUUUCUUUUUAAACCCUUUGCUCUACCUUCUUCCCCUUCUAUUUCUUGACCCUCUCUUCAGCCAAGCCAAUCUCCACCACUCCAAGACUUUCAAAUCAUCCCUUUUCUUCCAAUCAUCAGCCAAUGAAACCAUCUCACCGACUCUCUAUUUUGAAGUCACCAAACCCAUCAAUCUCCCCGCCACCAGGCCUUGUUCCCUCACUGUUUUACAACAUGACUUCGGCUUCACUUAUGGGAAACCUCCUGUUUUGGCUGAUUAUAACUUCCCAUCUGAUUGCCCUUUCCAGGAAUUUUCCAAGAUUGUCCUGGAAUGGAAUGCUACCUGUAAAGGCCGACAAUUUGAUAGAAUCUUUGGGGUUUGGUUAUCUGGAGUUGAACUUCUCAGGAGCUGCACAGCUGAACCUAGACCUAAUGGGAUUUUCUGGAGUGUCAAAAAGGAUAUUACCAGGUAUUCUUCAUUGCUUUUAUCCAACGACACUCAAACUUUUGCUGUUUAUUUAGGCAAUAUUGUUGAUAAAACUUAUACUGGUGUUUACCAUGUCAAUGUAACUCUUUAUUUUUACCCUGCUGUGGAAAAACCGGUUCUUUCUAAGGAAAAGUGGGGGGAUUUUGGAUCUGAGGUUGAUUCUAAGGCUGAUUUGAUUAUACCCUUUUCCCGGGAUAUGCCGCUGAAUGAUGGUUUGUGGUAUGAGAUUGAGAAUGCCACUGAUGUCAAAGUGAAGGAAUUUGUAAUUCCUCAGAAUGUUUAUAGGGCUGUAUUGGAAGUAUAUGUGUCUUUUCAUGAGAAUGAUGAGUUCUGGUAUGGAAAUCUUCCGAAUGAGUAUAUUGCUGCCAAUAAUCUUACGGAUGUUGCAGGGAAUGGACCUUUUAGGGAAGUUGUGGUUAGUUUGGAUGGCGAAGUUGUUGGUGCUGUUUGGCCUUUUACUGUGGUUUACACCGGUGGAAUCAAUCCUCUCCUGUGGAGACCCGUUAGUGCCAUUGGUUCAUUUGAUCUCCCUACUUAUGAUAUUGAAAUUACCCCAUUUUUGGGGAAUCUGUUGAAUGGGAAACCCCAUAAGCUAAGCUUUAGUGUUACAAAUGCUUUGAAUGUGUGGUAUAUUGAUGCCAAUUUGCAUCUAUGGAUAGAUAGUAAGAGCGCAAAGACCGAAGGGAAGCUUUUGCAGUAUGACAUUGUUCCUCUUAGUGUGACUUCUGUGGUAGAUUUCAAGGGUUUAAAUGGAACAUUCGUCACAAAUACGACUAGGUUCAUAUCCUCGACAGGAUGGGUUAAGUCUAGUUAUGGGAUUGUGACAACCAAAUCCAUUCAAGAUUUAAGUUAUAGUAACUCCAUGGUGAUAAAUGGGAAUCUGCAGAUCAUAAACCAGACAAUCCAUUUUAAUGACAGUGUUUAUGCAGACAUCCCGGCUCCUAAUGCUGUAUCGAAGAAAUCACUCAAGAGGUUUCUUUUCUACUUAUACUCUGACGAUAUCGAUCAAGGAAACAGAACUACAUUCUCUGUAUCUAAUGUCACUCUGGAAUUUGAUGAGAAGAAGUUUAACGAUGCUGAUGCUGGUUCACCUAGCAGUUCACUCCGGAAUUUGCAGAAAGGAAAGGGUGUUAUGGUUGUAAAAGACAACUUGGUUGUCAGUGGAGUGGCAAGCACCCAACAAUCAUACAAUUAUGAAGAUGGUAAUUUUUGCUAUUCUAGGAACAUUAGCAGCUCAAACUACACCAUUCUUUAUGAUGAAGUACGGAACACAUGCGACGAAAGAGCAAAAUCCCUUUUCAGAUACAGUCUUAGCAGAUGGUGGCCUUUUCCAGCUCGAAGAGCUUUUCUCACAUCUCAUGUAACUGAUUCGAAUGGAAGCCUGUAAUUGGACAUGUGGAGUAGUUAAUUAGAUCUUUUGAGAUUCCCACGUACAGAUACAACAAAUAAAUUGUUAAGUGUCUCCGUUUUCUUUUAAAUUAUGGAUCAAUUUGUAGGUA
Gossypium raimondii (Peruvian cotton) is the source of this 2094-nucleotide messenger RNA. RefSeq names its product peptide-N4-(N-acetyl-beta-glucosaminyl)asparagine amidase A-like. The transcript has a single exon. The record is from RefSeq and is a predicted model, not a curated record. Lineage: Eukaryota; Viridiplantae; Streptophyta; Magnoliopsida; Malvales; Malvaceae. Gene Ontology annotation, cellular component: vacuole. The coding region runs from base 123 to 1982 and encodes 619 amino acids.